This is a messenger RNA of Portunus trituberculatus (swimming crab), 2495 nucleotides long. RefSeq lists its product as uncharacterized. Gene Ontology annotation, biological process: DNA integration. The record is from RefSeq and is a predicted model, not a curated record. Gene Ontology annotation, molecular function: nucleic acid binding. Lineage: Eukaryota; Metazoa; Arthropoda; Malacostraca; Decapoda; Portunidae.
AUGGGAGGCUCAGGUCGGGACUGCAUGAGGCAUUGCCGAGGCCCCAUGGGCUUCGCAGCUACUGGUGACGCCUACUGCCACCGCGGCGACUUGGCACUCCAAGGGUUGGAGAAUUGUGUCAAGGUGGUGGACGACAUUCUUCUCUUUGAUGAUGACUUCCCCACACACUUGCAGAGGAUUCAUCAGAUGCUCAGCAGAUGCAGAGAGCACGGGAUCACUCUCAACAAUGACAAGUUUUCAGUUGCCGAGCCUCAGGUCCGAUUCUGUGGCUACAACCUCUCCCCCUCUGGCAUCUCUGCAGGCGAAGACCGCGUCAGUGCAAUCCGGGACUUUCCUACGCCCGCGAACUUGACUGACCUCCGCUCCUUUAUGGGCUUAGUGAACCAGCUGUCAAAGUUCACCCCGGACAUAGCAGCCGCAGCCCAGCUUCUCCGCCCUCUCUUGAGCCCUAAACGGACGUUCACUUGGACAGCGGACCAUGAUGAAGCCUUCAACCAUGUCAAGACGGUGCUUCUCCAGCCGCCUGUUCUGGCCCACUUUGAUCCAGCGCUACCAGUCGUCCUCCAGACGGAUGCCUCCCGCCUUCAUGGGAUUGGGUACGCUCUCCUACAAGAUCACGGCCAAGGAUGCACACGACUAGUUCAAUGUGGCUCACGCUUCCUCACUGACGCUGAGACGCGCUACGCCACCAUUGAGCUCGAGCUGCUUGCCGUUGUAUGGGCCAUGUCCAAGUGUCGGCUCCACCUCAUAGGCCUACAGCACUUCACGCUGAUGACGGACCAUCGGCCACUGGUCCCGAUCCUGAAUGCCUACACUUUGGACGCGAUCGAGAAUCCCCGUCUCCAACGUCUGAAGGAGAAAAUCUCGCCCUACCUCUUCACAGCCGUAUGGCGCGCCGGGAAGUUGCUACGCAUCCCAGAUGCUCUGUCGAGAGCCCCAGUCAGCCACCCCACUCCUGAGGACGAGAUGGCGUGCACUGCUGCCACUGCCCACCUGCGGUGUGUCGUAGCUGCCAACGCUGAAGGCUCCGACCAAAACACACCACACCAUGACGCCGAUCGGACGCUCCAGGAGUUCAGAGCAGCAGCGAGGGCAGACCCGUCAUAUGCCCACCUCACCGCCUGCGUGACAUCUGGCUUCCCGUCCAACCGGUACGAGCUCCACAGUUCCCUACUUCCCUACUGGAAGCUCCGCGAUCACCUCUACGCAGAUGGGGAGCUUGUCCUCUAUGGCCAGAGGAUCGUGGUUCCUGUAGCUCUCCGCCGCCGCACCCUUGCUCGUCUCCAUGACAGCCACCGCGGUGUGGAAGCCACUCGCCGUCGGGCGAGGCAGACUGUUUUCUGGCCUGGCAUUGACUCUGACAUCGCCAAUACUACUUCUUCACAGUCGCUGGCAAGUCCUUUCUUGUCAUUGCGGACAGACUCUCGGGAUGGCCUGUGGUCGUCCCAUGUGGUGCGGACACCACAGCCACACGCACCAUCCAGAUGUUCUGCCGCUAUUUCCGGGAAGUGGGUGUCCCCCCUCCGUCUCCGCACUGAUGGCGGGCCCCAGUUUGCCAGUGCAGACUUCCAGAACUUCAUGGAGCGCUGGGGUGUUCACCACAUAGUGACUUCGCCGCACUAUCCCCAGUCUAAUGGCCAUGCUGAGGCGGCUGUCAAGUCGGUGAAGCAUCUCAUCUUGAAGACAGCCCCCUCCGGCAACAUUGAUACGGAGGAGUUUGCCAGAGGUCUCCUGGAGCUGCGUAACUCUCCCAACUAUACAGGACGGUCCCCUUCGCAACACCUCUAUGGCCACCCUCUUCGGUCCUGCGUCCCUGCCCACCCAGAGUCCUUCUCCGCGGACUGGCAGACCAAGACGGAGGAAUGCGACCGCCGCGCUGCCGCCCGAGCUGAACAGGUGCAGGCUCACUAUGACCAGCACGCCAGGCCCCUCCCCAAGCUGUGCAUUGGAGCCACAGUCCGCAUCCAGGACCCUGUGUCUCUCCGCUGGGAUAAGGUCGGUGUGGUCAUGGGCUGCAGCAGGAACAGGGAAUAUGAUGUUCGUCUCCCCAGCGGACGUGUCUGGCGACGCAACCGCCGUCUCCUACGCCCAGUGCCGCCCCAUGGUGAUGAUCCUCCCCACCAUAUCCCUGUGGUCCCUUGGUCAGACGAGAAAAGUCCGUCUGCUUUACUUGCUCCCCCAGUUGCCCCACGUCGUUCCCAGCGGCUCAUGGAAAAGAGUUCCGCUCGAGACAGUGCUACGAGCGUGAGGGGGGAGGGAGGUGUGGGUAUGUAAUGUAAUGUAGCAUAUGUAUUCCCUGUACCUCUGAUUAUCGUACGCCUGGCAACCCUACGUAAGCCUCAGUCUUGCUGGCGUCUCCAAGGCAGGCACGCGUACGGGGGUCCUUCCAAGGCUUUCUCUGUGUUCCUCUGCUUGAAUACACCUACUACAGUUAGUACGUGUUUCUAUGAAGAACCUUCUCCUUCGUGGCUGUACUGUCCCGACAGCUACCCAAC